AUUCUGUCCGCAAUCACGCGUGAUGCAACGCCGGUACACAUGAGGCAACUCAUCUUCACGAUAUAAACAACUCAUGAGCAAGCGACGUUCACAUUAGGCGUAUUGUCCUUAUAGAUCCAAGGACGAAGCAAAAACUCGGCUUAUCAUUUCGGCCUCUCGGUUGUUCAGACCGUAGAGUCCGCUUGUGUAAGAUUAUGGGGCCUGGAGUGCUUGAAACCCCGGCGAAGGCUCGAUCGCAAGCCUCGCCCGGCAAUCAAGCAAUUGCGGACUCCAUUGUCGCUGCAUGGAAUCCCUCCAAUACAGAAGACCGUCACCAGCAAGGACAGCAACAACAGCAGCAGCAGCCUCUUCAAUCCAACCAACAAAGCAAGACAUCUCGAAACCAGCCCCUGCCACGCCGCGUUUGCACAGCAUGCCGUCGCCGGAAGGUCGGUUGCGACAAGAAACAACCGUGUCAUCACUGCGAGAAGUCUGGAACAGACUGUGUCUAUCCGCCUGAAGGAAGCUCGGCUGCGCGGCAGUUUCUCACUGACAAUCAGCUGUGGGAGCAGCUUCACCGUCUGGAGCCGAUGUUCAAGACCUUGGCAGAAUGUAUGCAACAAGGCAAUAUUCCAGGAUCCUCUGCCCCCAUCGUAGGGUCAAGCUCCCGUCCAGAUUCUAUAUCAACACUCCCUCAAACGCAAUUCGCAGAAGUCAAUAAUGAUUCUACCUCACCUUCACCACCAACACCCCCAAAUUCAAUCGGCUCGUCGACAAGCGCCUGUAGAGAUAUAGGGAAAGAGAGCGUCGCGGUCAAUUUCACCACUUUGCAGGUGGAACAGGCUGUGAUCUCUCUCGGCCCGAACUCUCCGACGGGGAUUCUUGAUUCCACAGUCGGUGACGCAUCGAAUAUCGAGAUUCCCAACAUUGACUGUGACAGUGCUCAAGGUGAUUCGGUCAACUCUUGGUCGCCGUACGGGACCUCGACGGGGAAGCUCGUCAAGGAUGACGGUCGUGAAAGAUACGUCAGUGGAACAUUUUGGGAAGCUUUGCAUACCGAGAAUGACUUGGACGAUGGCAUGAUCAGCGAGGAUGAUUCCGAGUUUGAAGAGCCGACAUCAUCGUCUCGGUCAGAACUUUUGCAGUAUUCCUUGCUAUCUACUAGUGGCACCCAAGAAGCCGACACUUACUCUCUACAUCCCCCUCGCAAUCAGAGACUAGAAGCAUGGCAGCUAUACAACACCAACGUACACCCUGUCGCUACCGUCCUGCACAUACCCUCGAUUGAACCGGCCGUCCUCGAAGCAAUGCACAACCCACAAAAUCUUGCGGCCCCCUUGGAAGCCCUCUUGUUUGUCAUCUAUGUCGGUGCAGUAAACAGUCUGUCCGAUGAUGAAUGCGCUGCGCGUUUCGGAUCAGCUCAAUGUGAUUUGUUGGGGAAAUUUCGGCGAGGUGCUGACGCUGCGUUUGCUCGUGCGAGGUUGAUGGUAACGGAUGAUAUGCUCACACUGCAAGCCUUUGUGGUUUACCUCGUUACGUUACGUUGCAGAGACCCUACGUAUUCAUGGAGCAUGACAGGACUAGCUGUGCGGCUUGCUCAAUCCCUAGGCAUGCAUCGAGAUGGGAGCACGUUCAAUCUCCCCCCCUUCGAAGCUGAAAUGCGUCGACGAUUGUGGUGGAAUAUCUGCAUUCUAGAUACGCCAGCAUCCGAAGACUACUCAUGUUCAUCUGGCCUUCUAGAGUUGAGUAGCUUCGAUUCAAGGCCCCCAAUCAACGUGAAUGAUGGGGACCUAUACCCGGGUAUGACAGAGUACCCCUCCGAGUCUAAGGGAAUCACGACCAUGUCCUUCACUGCUGCCCGUUGCUGGGCAUCAGAUAUCUGGCGGACGAUAAUUGACACUCGGAGAAUCGACUCAACAUCCGGACUGAACUUUGUCUCAAUGACGAUAGUCGACAAGGAGGCCUGGGUUGAGAGACAGCAAGAAAACAUCGCCAGCAAGUUAUCCGAGGGUCAACCAUCUCAUGGCUCUUUACACUGUCUUACAACCUCCUUUGUCGGCACUAUUGUCGCAAAUCUACGCCUUAUGGUCCUCAACCCAUUAUCAUCUGUUGUUUCCCUCACCGACGAGCAAAAGAGGCGCGCUUUCCAGAACGCCAUCGAGUGUAUGGCGCAUUCAUACCGUCUCCGGACUGACCCGCAAGUAGCGCAGUGGUCAUGGCUUACAAAGUGCUACAAUGAGUGGCACGCUUUUGCGGUUGUUCUUUCAGAGCUGUGCAACCAGCCUUUGGGUAGGGAUGCCGACAAGGCAUGGCGAGUUGUGGAGCAAAGUGCUGUUCUUCGUUGGGAUUCAUCGACGAGGCAUAGUCGGGUGCACCAGUGGCGCUCAGUAAUGAGAAGUAUUGACAAGGCGAGAAGACGGAGAAAGAAGGAGUUGGGUCGCCGGAAGUCGUUUUUAUCAGAUCGGCGCUCAUCGUCGGCAUCCUCUGCUGCGAAACGUCCGAUAUUGGGAGGUCGGUUCUCGUCUAAGGGCAUUGCAAGACCACACGCCAGCGCAAAUCUUGUUCAAAGAGACAAUGCUCAGUCGGGUGUAGUUUCUAUGCCCCGUAGCGCUGAGCGACAAUUUGACACAGCGAUGUAUAAUGCAGACGAGAUGAUAGGGCCCCUCAUGGAGAUGGACGAUAUGUGCGAUUUCACCAACGCAGACGGUCAAUUGUAUUUUAGUCAUACUUAG
Colletotrichum scovillei is the source of this 2711-nucleotide messenger RNA. RefSeq lists its product as uncharacterized. Gene Ontology annotation, biological process: regulation of DNA-templated transcription; DNA-templated transcription. The record is from RefSeq and is a predicted model, not a curated record. The transcript has 4 exons. Lineage: Eukaryota; Fungi; Ascomycota; Sordariomycetes; Glomerellales; Glomerellaceae. Gene Ontology annotation, molecular function: zinc ion binding; DNA-binding transcription factor activity, RNA polymerase II-specific; DNA binding. The coding region runs from base 195 to 2711 and encodes 838 amino acids.